Molecule: messenger RNA, 1239 nt
Organism: Volvox carteri f. nagariensis
Lineage: Eukaryota; Viridiplantae; Chlorophyta; Chlorophyceae; Chlamydomonadales; Volvocaceae
Exons: 2
Coding region: 1-1239 (412 amino acids)
Source: RefSeq, a predicted model, not a curated record
AUGGAUAUUGGGCUGCGGCCCAAGAAACGCAUCCUUCCAUCGGAAGGCGAGGAAGUCCAGCCCAAGUGCCGUAAGGUUUUCGGUCAUGCCUAUCCCAGCCAAAGAUCACAUGAUGGAGAAAGCAGGGGCGAUUUAGCAUCCGCACUGCCAAGCGGGGGCUUGAAAGCUGGCCAUGCUAAGGUUGAUGCGAACGCCCGUGAGCCCAUCCAGAGGGCCAUCGUGGACCUCACCCUCAACGCCGCUAACGAGAAACUGUAUGGCUUAUAUAGCAACAGUACUGAUGAUGAUGACUUUUGCGAGAUUGUCAGCGGUCCUGCAGCUGCCGGUCCAGCGAAGCCGGGAGCAGCAACGCGGCGAGCUGCAGCAGCGCCACCACCAGUAUGGGACCUCACCACUGAGGCUACAGAAGACAGCAGUGAUUCCCUCCUGGAAAUCUCGGAACCGGACGCGGAUACCGGCACAUCCACUGUUGCUCCUGCUGCUGCUGCUGCUGCCACCAUUAUGCCAGUAGCUGCUCCAGCACCGGCCCCAAGAUCCGUCGCUGACGCAGUUACAAUCACAACCUCAGCCAGAGCCAGUCCCAGCACCCGCACAGGCAUUUGCCCCGUCUGCCAGGCCGACGACCAAGACGCCGUACAACGCGAGACUAUGCGCGCCGCGGAGCGCCAGCUCAGCGCCGGAACCACCGUAGCUUUGCUGGCGCCCGGUGGAGCCACGUCAGCGGCGGUGGCGGAGGCCGCCGCCGCCGCCGGGCCGCAAUGCUGCGCCAGUUGCCGCUACUGUGCGGCGCUGGCGACGGUAGAGGCAGCUCAGCACCAAGUGUGUUCCAUCGUGGCCCGGCACCCCGCGCAUGGGGGCCUGCGGGGCUGGGUGUUCGAGGUGCACCAUGCGGCGUCGUUCAACAUCGAGGCCCUGCGGGUCGGCUCGUCGCUGAGGGCCGAGCGCAUUGAGCUGGGCGGCGCGGACAUCCGCGUGUACGACAUCACCGACCCACGGGUCACGCUAGCCCAGGCGCAACUCAAGGCUUGCAUCAACCCCAAGAACCUUCGCAAGCUCAACCACCCGAAGUACGCGGGUUUGCUUAAGGUCGUGCUGCUCGGCUUUGAAACCAAGGACGGCAGGCGUUCAUCAGUGCUGUCGUACAGAGGCGUUUCUUCGGCGCCGAUCAGCAAUGCGGGUCUAGAGGCGGCUGUACGACUGCCGGGCGACCAUUUUUUCGGACUCAUGUGGAUCAAAUAA